Messenger RNA from Heterotrigona itama, 2251 nucleotides. Lineage: Eukaryota; Metazoa; Arthropoda; Insecta; Hymenoptera; Apidae. The record is from the annotation of a GenBank genome assembly.
CGUGUAUAAUAAUUACUUAUGUAUAAUAAUUACUUAUGUAUAUCAUUAAGUAUUCCAAUAAGCUUUAAGUUCAAAUUAAAACUAUUUAAUUAAAAGUAAUUAUCAAAUUAAAAAUAUUUGUAUAAUAAAUGAAAAAAAUAUAAAAUCAUUCUAUAGGACAUAAAAAGUAGAAAAACAAUACUUAAUUUAAAAGAAAAAUAAAUAUAUACCAUUGAAAAAUAAUAUUAACAGCAAGACAUUCCCCUCUAACGAACGUUCAUUUAAUAGGCAGAUUCACAUUGUGAAGGUCGAAAGUCUACAAUUCUUAGCUUAAUAUCUUUAUAUCAAAUAUGGCGCAAAUGAUGAUAUCUAGGAUUGCACUUUUAUCUAUUAAAAAUAAUAAUCGUGUAAUACCUCGAAUAUUUGUACCAUUAAAAUAUCAACGACUAUGUUUUCAUACAAGUUGGAUUCUCGAUGUCAAAGGAAGGGAAGUUUUAAUGCCUUCUUUGUCACCUACUAUGGAAAGUGGUACUAUCGUCAAAUGGCUAAAAAAAGAAGGUGAUAAAAUUGAACCAGGAGAUGCGCUUGCUGAUAUUCAAACUGAUAAAGCAGUUGUUACUAUGGAAGUUGAUGAUGAAAGUAUUCUUGCAAAAAUAAUUAUACAAGAAGGAGUCAAAGAUAUCAAAGUAGGAACAUUAAUAGCACUUACAGUUGAGGUAGAUCAAGAUUGGAAAUCUGUAGAAAUACCAGAUACAACUACAGCUCCAUCAUUAACACCUCCUUCACCAGCUGCAGCACCUUUUGCACCAGAUGCAGUACCUGUUACAAGUGCAGCAGCUUCUCCACCCCCUGGCCAAACAAAUGUUAGUAUGCCAGCACUAUCACCAACUAUGACUACAGGUACAAUUGUAAAGUGGCUUAAAAAGGAAGGAGAUGAACUAGAACCGGGAGAUGCACUGGCGGAAAUACAAACGGACAAAGCUGUUAUGACUUUUGAAGUUGAAGAUGAAGGGAUAUUUGCAAAAAUCCUUGUUCCUGAAGGAAAUCAAGUGGAAGUAGGACAAUUAAUUGCUAUUACAGUAGAAAAGGGAAUGGAUUGGAAAAAUGUUGUUGUUCCAACAACUACAAAACCGUCUGCUCCUACAGCUGCUCCUACAGCUGCCCCACCUGCAAUAAGUGGACAGUAUGCAAAAUAUUUGCAAGUUUAUGGUUUAGCAGUAAGACGGUUAUUGGAGGAAUAUGGUUUAAGUGCGGACUUGAUCAAGGGUACUGGUCGGCCUAAUCGAUUAUUAAAGAGUGAUGUAUUAGCUUAUAUUCAAGCAAAUAAUGUAAAAAAAAUUACAUUAAAAUCAGAAGGUGCACCUAAGAUUGCAAAAGCUAAGAAAGAACCAAGCGAUGUCAAAGUACAUGUACCUAGUGGCGGUCCUUCUUCGUACGAAGACAUCCCAGUUUCUAAUAUACGUGGUGUUAUUGCUAAGAGACUUGGAGAAUCAAAAAGUACCAUUCCCCACUCUUAUGCAUUCAUCGAUAUUAAAAUUGAUAAACUAAAUGAAAUUCGUAGUGAACUCAAGGCUGAUAAUAUUAACGUUUCGAUAAAUGAUUUCAUUAUAAAAGCAGCCGCACAUGCACUUAUCGAAUGUCCAUUUAUUAAUACAUUGUAUCAAAAUGGCCAAAUAAUUCGUAUGCCAAGAGUUGACAUUUCUGUCGCUGUUGCUACAGACACAGGUCUUAUUACACCAAUUAUUUUCGACACUUCAGCAAAAAACGUAGCAGAUAUUUCGAAAAAUAUUAAAGAGUUAGCUGAGAAAGCCAGAAGUGGUCGAUUAAAACCAGAAGAAUUCCAAGGCGGAACUUUCACAAUAUCCAAUUUAGGGAUGUUUGGCAUCAAACAAUUCAGUGCCAUUAUAAAUCCUCCUCAAACAGCAAUACUUGCUGUUGGAAGUGGUCGUGAAGAACUAGAUACUGCGCUACAAAAAGUAACAAAAAUGUCAACAACUUUAUCGUACGAUAGGCGCGCAAUUGAUGAAGACCAAGCAGCCGACUUUUUGGCUGUUUUAAGAGCCAUGUUGGAAGAUCCAAGUUUUCUGCUCGCUGGAAGAUUACGAGCUCUAAGUUCUUAUUAAUGGUAUCAGACUUGUUAACUCUGCACAAUUUUCUAAAAAUGGAUGAGAUAAUAACUCAUCAGCAGUUGCUCUUUCAUCAACUUCAACUGCUAAACAUCUCUCUAGAAAGUUUUGAAAUGUUGGACUUAGAGUAUCCCAUCUGGGAAUAG